This is a messenger RNA of Anoplophora glabripennis (Asian longhorned beetle), 3272 nucleotides long. It is a transcript of the gene msl-2, whose product is annotated as E3 ubiquitin-protein ligase MSL2. The transcript is spliced from 4 exons. The record is from RefSeq and is a predicted model, not a curated record. NCBI's taxonomy places the organism in Eukaryota, Metazoa, Arthropoda, Insecta, Coleoptera, Cerambycidae. Gene Ontology annotation, cellular component: MSL complex. Gene Ontology annotation, molecular function: ubiquitin protein ligase activity. Bases 47 to 1240 code for a protein of 397 amino acids.
UGGUGUUUGACAGCCAUCAAAAACAAAAGCAAAUAUAUCGAACAACAUGAAUUCCAAAGAAAAACCUCCUAUACCUGUGCCGAAAAUGAAUGCGACCAACCUGUAUGCCACAACCACCCAAAUCGUGAUGAAGUCUGAUCCAAAAAAUCCGAAUUCUUGGCAGGACCUUUACCGACUUGUACCCUAUUUAAGAAAUUCUCUGUGCUGUGUAGUAUGUUCAAAUCUCUUGGUGGAUCCUCUAACUCCAACAAUAGCGCAGUGUCAACAUCAUUUGUGUAGGCCUUGCAAAGGGGGGCGUAAAAAAAUAAAACCAGCAUGCGAGGGUUGUAAAGAAUGUAAAGACUAUACCGAGAACAAGCGAUUACGUAUCUUAUUACAGUGCUAUAAAAAAAUGUGUGUGUGGUUAAUACAUUCUCCUUUAUUCAAAAGUAUUACAAUGCAAGCUUCACAACCUGGUACAGGUUUUGAACGUGGUGCUAGUAACUUAAUAAUGUUAAUAAAAGAAGGUGCUGCUUUCCAAGACGAUUAUAAAAGUAAUGGUGGUCUGCCGAAAUCAGCAUAUUCUAUUUUGCCUUGCAUUUAUACUAAUUCGGCCAACACACAGGGUGUUCAUUCACAAGUUGGAAAGGACAAUAAAAAUUUAGUGCUAAAUUCUAAUAUGCAGAAUAGAACUUCCUUUUAUUCAGUGUUAUAUCCGGGUAAUGGAAGCAAAAUUACUUUGAAGAGGAAACAAAAAGACAGUUUGGGAAAUUCAAAAUCUGGGACUAAUAGGCAAAGAGAGUAUGCAGAAAAGGCUGUAUUUAAGAAACCUUGCACGGUGAAACCUAAAAAAGGCUGUCGUUGCGGAAAUGCAACUGCUACACCUGGAAAACUGACAUGUUGCGGUCAAAGAUGUCCGUGUUAUGUAGACAGUAAACCUUGUUUGGAAUGCAAGUGUAGAGGGUGUCGAAAUCCACAUAGAAUGGACGGACAGAAGGUAAUGCCCCACAUACCAGAACUGCAACAAAUUCAGUUGGUACAAUCAACCCCACCACCUGUUUUAAGCCAAGAUGUUCAAAGUGUGAAAAUUGAAGGAAUCGAUUUAGAAACUCAAUUUACUGCAUUUGAUUCAAUGAAUAUGAAUCAACAUUUCAAAACAUAUAAACUUGUCAAUGGAGGAUACAAUACAAUGCCUCUUACGACAGAUUUAUUACCAAUUGACUUCAAUGAAGAUGAGGACACAGAAAUAACUGUUGUAUGACCUUUAGAUUCUAAUUCAGUGUUAUUUAUGGCUUAAAAUCCAAUGAUGCUAUUGAAGAUUUUUAUAUAUUUUUUUUCUAUACUAUCAAUAAUAUUAAGAAUCUUUAAUAGUGUCAUACGCCUUAUUUCAGUCAAAACAAACUUCUGCCUUAUCAGUUAAAUAGUUUUAAACUCGGAUUGGACUGAUAGAUAAAAAGAUCAAAAUGGGUCAAAAAAUCAUUUUUUUUAGCGAAUAAGGAAAACCAGAUAACCCCAUUUUCAGUCCGUCCCUGAAUUUAUUUGUAUUAAUCUUAUGUACAUAUAUAUUUUUUUACACUAUAUUUUCAGGUUAGUGAAAAGAGGAAUUAGAUUUUUAUUUGCAUCUAAGUUAGUGUUAUUUGUAUUUCUCUAAUAUUUUAUUAAUUCACUACAUGUUAAUCAAAUGCAGUGAACAGUUUUUCCAGUUUUGAUAUAAAGUGCUAAAUUUAAUUAUUUAUAGUAAAAAUAUUUGAUAUAUUUUUAUUAUUUUCUAAGAAUUUAGGUGAAAAUGUGGGAUUUUUGCUCCAUUUGAUUAACCAAUCAAAUAAUUAAUCUUAGCUUCGGCUGUGAAAAUGUUUUGUUCAUUGUUACAUUUAGAUAAAGUAAUUAGUCUAGUCAAUAACGAAAUCCUUUAUACUCUGCAAAAAAAAUAUUUUUAGUGAAUGGAGUGAUGUUCCAAAUUAUGUAUUUUUUUAAAUAUUUUGCGUGGAAUUUGAGAGUUUAGGGGAUGGGUUCUGUCUACUGAAGGUUCACGAAGUCUCUUCGAAGUGAGGUAUAAGCAGUCCCUGGCAUUCAAGAGUAAGAUAAUAAUUUGGCUCCUCAUAUCCGAUGUAACAUUUUCAUUGUUCUGAUUGGUUUUUUUAUCAGCCUUGUGUUUAUAAAUUUCUGAUUGGUAAAAACUAGCAUAAGGUUCUUCGAGUUGUUCAAAUAUAUGUAACGCUUUUUCAUAUUCCUUCCUCUUCAUCAGCUGCAUAGCUGUGAACAAUUUCCCACUUUCAAUGUAAGAAGAUGCCUCGGAAAUAGAUAUAUCUUUCGCUUUAUAUUCAAAGAAUCUGUUAUUAGAAUAUGUAAUCAUCUCAUUAUUUUUCACUUUUUCCAAGAGCGGCAAGGCGGCUUUCCAGUACAAUUCAGCUCUUGCAUCAUUAAAUUCGAUUUCCGACUUUUUGGUGGUAAGUCUCUUUGAACGCUCUUCGAAUAUUUUCGCCAAAGCCACCAAUAAACUAACAUCAAAGCCGUGAUGACCUACACACCUCACCACUUCGAUGGCUUUAAUUAGAAGCAACCGACCUUCUCCCAUAUUUAGCUUCUUCUUCAUUUUUGCACAUAUUAUAAGCGACAGAUAUAAACUUCGACUGGUUUAAAGUGCCUAAAUGGUCCGUUACACAGGCUGGUAAAACAAUAGGCCUAUCGUGGUUGUAAUAAUUCAAGUUUUUAGUAUCUUUCAUUUUGGACUUUGCACAGAGAAUAGCACAAUAAAGGAAUGAUUGAAUAUCCAGAUUGUUCAAUGCCUCAGCAGCACAAUUGUUUAAAUUUUCUAUAGAAUACUGCAGGCCUUCGAAAGAUUUCACCUUCAUGUCACUUAACUUACUGUUUAGGCCAAGCCAAAUGUAAUGGUGUAGAGAGUCGGGAUAUACUGGCUGAGCAACUUCAUCGAAUUUUACUAAAUCUAGACGAUCAUUUUCAAUUUACAUCAUUCCCAAGGAUAAGGUAUAAAUAUAUACCACUUUUAAAUAUCUAUUUUAUCUUUACAAACAUUACCUCAAGUUUUAAUCACAUGGAUUAGUUUACGUUCCAAAAAAUUGAAGUUUUUAUCAGAUUUUUUUUAACUUACCUAGUUUUUUUCAUAUGUAUAAAAUUGUAUUUUUUGUGAGAAAAUGGACUUUAUUGACUAGCUCCUAGACUGUUAAGAAAGCUGUAACUACUUUAGUAACUUCGUAGUCAACCAUACAAAUAGCUAAUUUUGCACCUAAAUGUAAUAUAUUUUUUGUAUAAAUGAAAUAAAUGACUCUCUAUUA